Diorhabda carinulata is the source of this 6149-nucleotide messenger RNA. It is a transcript of the gene Mad, whose product is annotated as protein mothers against dpp. The coding region runs from base 93 to 1529 and encodes 478 amino acids. The transcript has 3 exons. Gene Ontology annotation, molecular function: RNA polymerase II cis-regulatory region sequence-specific DNA binding; I-SMAD binding; DNA-binding transcription factor activity, RNA polymerase II-specific. Gene Ontology annotation, cellular component: heteromeric SMAD protein complex. NCBI's taxonomy places the organism in Eukaryota, Metazoa, Arthropoda, Insecta, Coleoptera, Chrysomelidae. The record is from RefSeq and is a predicted model, not a curated record. Gene Ontology annotation, biological process: SMAD protein signal transduction; BMP signaling pathway; anatomical structure morphogenesis.
AAAACCCAGUACUAGGAAAUGUGCAGACUAGUAUCGUUCUCAUAACAGAUGCGUAUUGAAUAAGUUCACACGCGUAAAGUGAUCUAGUAUUUAUGACACCAACUAUGGCUACAGAUUAUCAAUAUUAUGUGACUCAUUUUAAUAACUAUUUCAACAUGGAUGCUGAUGAGGGGGAAUCUUCAAGUAGCGGACCAAUUUCAACAUUGAACAGCUUAUUUUCAUUUACCAGUCCUGCCGUGAAGAAACUUUUAGGAUGGAAACAAGGUGACGAGGAAGAAACCUGGGCUGAAAAAGCAGUUGACACACUAGUUAAAAAGUUGAAAAAGAGCAAAGGGGCUAUUGAGGAGCUAGAAAAAGCUCUAUCAUGCCCUGGAACACCUAGCAAAUGUGUAACCAUUCCAAGAAGUUUAGAUGGCAGGUUACAGGUAUCACACAGAAAGGGGUUGCCACAUGUAAUAUACUGCAGAGUUUGGCGAUGGCCAGAUUUACAAAGCCAUCAUGAACUGAAACCAUUGGAAAGUUGCCAGUUUCCAUUUUCUGCUAAGCAAAAGGAGGUUUGCAUAAAUCCCUAUCAUUACAAAAGAGUAGAAAGUCCAGUAUUACCACCAGUACUUGUGCCAAGACAUAAUGACUUUGUACCGGGCCAUUCUCUUCUUCCGUUUCAACAACUUGCAGAGCCCAAUAUGCCACAUAAUGUUAGAUACUCAUCAAAUGGAUUUAAUGCCUCUCCAUUAAAUCCAAGCUCUCCUCUGUCAAGUGUUGCUAGCCCAGGGAGUGUUACAUCUAACAAUCCACAAUCACCAUAUGCAAAUCUGGCAGAGACUCCUCCACCUGCUUAUAGCCCUACUGAUGACAACAAUACAAAUACAAAUAAUAAUGUAAGCCCAGAAUCACCAUUAACAGCAGAUGUUCAGCCUGUUACAUACCAAGAACAACCAUAUUGGGCUUCUAUAGCCUAUUAUGAGCUCAAUUGUAGGGUAGGAGAAGUUUUUCGGUGCCAUUCAACAUCUGUUAUAGUAGAUGGAUUUACAAAUCCAAGCAACAACAGUGACCGUUUCUGCUUGGGACAAUUAAGUAAUGUUAAUAGAAACUCUACUAUAGAAAACACCAGACGGCACAUUGGCCAUGGUGUGCAUCUGUAUUAUGUAAACGGUGAGGUCUAUGCUGAGUGCCUCUCUGAUUCCGCUAUAUUUGUGCAAUCCCGUAAUUGUAAUCAUCAUCAUGGUUUCCAUCCAUCUACUGUAUGCAAAAUACCAGCUGGUUGUUCCUUAAGAAUAUUUAAUAAUGCUGAAUUUGCACAGCUACUUUCUCAGUGUGUAAAUCAUGGUUUUGAAGCUGUAUAUGAACUUACAAAAAUGUGCACAAUACGGAUGAGUUUUGUAAAAGGGUGGGGAGCAGAAUACCAUCGACAAGAUGUAACUAGCACUCCAUGUUGGAUAGAAGUACAUUUAAGUGGGCCUCUUCAAUGGCUGGAUAAAGUUUUGACACAGAUGGGUGCUCCACACAAUGCAAUCAGCUCUGUAUCUUAAGAUUGUGAUUAUUUGAAAAAUCUAUUUGUCCAAAAAAUGCAAAGGAAGAUAAAAACUGAAAAAACUUCUUGUGGAUUAGUAAAAUAUAUCUGCAAAUUGCUCAAAUUAGAAUGAGAAAAAAAAAUAUAAAUUAAUUGAAAUCUUAUAAAUAUUCCCUAUAUAUUUGAAAGAAAUUAUAUAAAAAAGUCUGAUUUGGAUUAAGACAAAAGAAAUGAAUUUUCUAAAAUCAAAAUAAGCACAUUAAAUAACAAAUUUAGAAGAAAAUUGUUCUCUUUGUAAGGUAUUGUUUUGUGAAUAUUAAUUGAAUGUACUUUAUUUAUUGAUUUUAAUGAGUCAGUAAAUCUACUCUACUCUCCCUUUUUAUAAAUUUAAAACUUCUUAAACAGUUGGAAAUUCUCUCUUCCUGUAUACAUAAAUGCCAAUUUAAACUGUAUCAAUUUCUUUACUUUUAGUCUACAACAGAUAUAUCAAGCUUUCGUUCCUCGUAAACCACAUUCAAAAUUUUACUGGUUUUUGUCUACUGCUACAUUGGUACCAUAUUCCCAAAUCCGAAGAAUAUGAAAAUCAGAUCUAAUUACAUCAAUUCACAGCCGAUUAUCAGUAUUUGGCUACAGUUUUGUAAGAAAUAAUCACGAAUUUCCAUUUUUUGACAAAGUUGUACCACGGAAAUCCUAGUACUUAAAGAGACAGAAGGGUUCUUGUUUUGUUACUCCAUAUUUCAUAAAUAUACUUUCAUCUAGUUUCGUGAUUCAUAAUAAUUGUUUUGAUAAGAUCUGAAAGUAAUAAUUACGUUUUUGUUUCAUGUAUCCCUGCUCAAUUGAUUUAACUUCAUUAGGAGAAAAUAUAUUUCAACAGGGAGUCGAGAGAACUCUUUAUUUAAAAAUAAUUAUUUCGUGUGCUUAUAUAAAUUUUAUAAUAGAAUCUGACUAGAUAUGUAUAAUAAACUAUUUACAUACUUUAUAAUCUAUUUAAUUGACAUUUACUAAGCUUUCUAUUCUUGAUGAACUGCGUCACAAAAUCGAAGCAUUAUUAGAACAAUUACAUUUCAAUUUUUUCAAAUGGACGCCUUUGGGCCGCAAGGAUUGUUUAAAAUAGCUUGAUAAAACAAAUAAUACCAAAUUUUCAAUUAUGAAUCUUGAAAAAUAUGUGAUGUUUCAAUAUUUAAAUCAAUAACCCACAAGUGUUGAAUGAGAAUUGAGGUCAGGACUUUUUAAAUGUGUACAAAGAAAAUUGACGAUAAACAUCAUAAAAUUAUAUUUUAUGGAAUUUUGUAUAAUUCUGUAUAAAUUACGAAAAAUUCGGUUGUUUAUAUACUCAACUAAACCUUUCGCAAUUUUAUAAAAUAUGUAUUAAUUUUAUGGCGCAGUGUAUAUCAAAAAACUUAUUAAUAUUGUAUAUGGAACAUGCUAUUUGAUAAUUGUAGGAAAAUGAACUGUAAUGGUGAAAUUUUUUAAAUUCCAAUAUACUAAUGUACGGGAAGUUUUUGAGUAAUUUAGUUGAUUCUAUGUUACUAGUGAUCUCUAUAAUUUUAGUAGGUACGUACUAGAUACAUACCCUUUAAAACUUUAAAACAAAUGGUGAAGUUUCAUUUUUUUUUCGGCAUAUAAAACGUUUGUUAUGAAAAAAAAAAUACAUAAAUUAUUUAAAUUCAGAUUAUAUGUUGCUACUUGCUGUCAAUACGCAGCAAUAUGAUUUGAUAACAAACUAUCCACAUAUUGCCUUCGUGCUUACACAUUUUAUACAAUAAAAUAAAUCUUGAUUAUGUUUUGAAAAGUACCCUUAUCAUAAGACAUCUCUUUUUUUAUAUAAAAUGUGAGAAAUAUAAUAUUAAUAGUUUGAUGUGUUAAUUCAACUCCUUUACAUAUUUGAGGAAAGUUAAUUUUAUGUUUGGCAAUUCUUGAAAUUUUUGAAAUGCAAGAAUUAACAUUUGCAGCUGGAACAUAUUCUUUUUAGGUAGAAUAAUAACUUACCUAUCUUUUAUAGUCGUCGUUGAUGAUAAGACUUGUAUAAUUGCGAAUAGAAAUAUGAAGGAAAGUAUAAAGGCAGUUUGAAAUGAUGCAAGAAGUUGCAUGCGAUUUCUUCCAAAGUCAAAUAUUACAACUCAGCUUGACAUUAUGCAAGUCUCUCACUCUUUGUAACAAAAAUUCCAUGAGUCACUUCAAAUUUCAUAUAAAAUGUUUGAACCGGUUUAAAACUUAGUCAGAAAAUAACUGGCAAUAAUCACAUCUUCUGCUGUCUUCCUUUUGGAGUCCGAUUGUCAGGUUGGUUGUUAACCAAAAUGGCACCAAACCGAUAAUGUUAAAAGUACGAGAUCUUGCUUGAAACAAUCAGCUGAACUUCAUCUGUGCAUGCUUUUGAUCAAGAAAUAUUGCGUUACACGUUAUAUUGCAUCAUGUCAAUCGACUUUGAAUGUCGAAGCAAGUUUAAAUUAUUUAUUUUCUAAGUGAAAUUUUAAUAUUUCAUAUAUUUUGUAGGCCAAUACAACAAAUAAAUUAAAAAACGCUGAACGAAAGUAUUUGUUGUCAAUAAAACGGAAAAAAUUUUUCAACCCCUUAGCUGCCAAGUUUUUCCAAAUGCCAUGCUAUGUUAGAGUCCUGAACAUACUGUUUAAUUACCACUUCAGAGAAAGAUAAACUAAAACCUAUUAAGUUUUAACCUACUUAUUUAUACUAAAUUUUUCCACCAUUUAACUUUUUCCCGAACAAUUCCAAUGGGGAAAAACCCCUUCGGUUGGAAAUUUCACAUUUAUUCCUUAAGUAAUAAUCUAUCGUUUGCUUCGAAAGAAAAGCUAGUCGGCCUUGAAAUACUUGGAUACAUGUUUUUCAUUUCUAUAGAUUUUUCAAUAAUCUAUCUUACGUUACCUCGACUAUUUUCAGAUAUAGUCUUUGAGCUAGUAUCUGAAAGGGGAAAUAUUCGGUACUUCAAUAUUUCCGAAAUAUUACAUAUUUUCGUAGGUAUCAACAUAAAUAUCAACAGUAAAGGGUUGAAGAAAUUAAAAUUACUUUCAUCAGCAAACAAAUAUGUUUAACAUUAAAUCAAAUAAAAAGUUUCAGCUCUUUUGCAGUACUAGUUGAACAGUAAUAAUUUUGUUGUGAAAUUCCGCACAACUCUGUGUAAACAAGUAAAUUUUCUCAUAAAUUUUAGUGACAAGGGAGAAAUUGCGUUGUUUGAUUACUAGUUUAACCAGUCUCAAAUCAAUUAUUAUAUUUUUGGGAACAAACUUAUGACUAUUUUUUGCGUCUUCUGUUUUUAUUAUUAUGAUAUAGAUUUGUUAUGUCUCUAGCCUAAAAUAAUUGAUCAAUUGUGAGAUAAAUAUAGGCAAAUAAAGUUUAAUUCCGAUGAUCAUACUGUUCAAUUGAAACCUUAGUAAAGUUACUCGGUACUAUUAUGCAGCAUUGUAAUGUAGUGUUCAGAAAUUAAUGAAGUGAGCGUCAAUUGUCGCACUAUAGCGGUGGAGCUAAAGAAGACGGUAUGAAAAAAUCUGCUUCGAUUAUUUUCAUACUAAGCAAAAAUGUAUAAAAUUAUUAUAUCACAUUAAAAGAAUAAUCGAGACUGUGUUGACGAGGGGGGUCAUAUGUCAGUCACGUGCAUGAACUCUAUUGAAAAAUUGACAAAUUUAUUUUAUACAUCUAAUUUUAAAUUCACACACAACUGUUAUCGAUGCAAUCGAUGAUAAAAUUCCAUACUUGUAAUUUAUCUGUAUAUGUUUCAAACGAUUUUUAACUUUAAUGUGUUAUAAAAAUUAUAAAUAAAUAGCUGCAGAAUUAUUAUAAGUUUCUGUUGGUAGAACUUGCGUCACCGUAGAAUGGUUAUAAAAACCAUAGAUAAAUAUAUGCAAGAUUCUCAUUGAGGAUUGUAAUUCCAGUUAAUGAUGGUGGAAUUUGGCCAUUAUCGAAGUAUUUGUAAAAAUAUUAUUUUCUUCUUUCAAUCGGUAGUCUAUAAAUUACAAUGAUGAGUACGAAAAGAUUUGCUAUACAGAAUGUACAUAGUACAUGCUGGUACCAUUCUAACGUGGAGGGGCUAUUGCGACAUAGAUUGUACGUCGCUACCUCUCGGACUAUAUUUUAGACCUAGUUGUAAUAAUGUAAGAUCCGUGUGUAAUGAAAUUUUUAGUUGCGAAUUGGAUCGUAAUUUUUUAGCCGGGAUCAGUGAAAAUGCAAGGGAUGCAUUCACAAGGAAAUUUUUACUGUAAUAUAAACCAAAUGAUCCUUAUCGACAUACAAAUCCCUUAAUGUGUUCAUUUUGUAUCAACGGAAUGAAAACUAAAAAAAAAUUUUUACUGCUUUAUAUUUUUUAAAGUCUCAACGUCAGAAUGCCUAUAAAUAUAAAUACAUUUUUUAUUGCUGUUCAUACGCUGUAUAAUUUUUUGUACAUGUUGAAGUUGAAUUUUAACUUUAUACAGAUUUUUUAUAUACAUAUUUUUUUUAGAUUUUGGGAAAUUGAUUAAAAAUGUUUUUAAAUGUGAAAAAUUGUAUAAUUUAUAGUUUAUUGUUUUUAUAUUUAUUAAGUUCCUACUGUUACAUUAUAAAUUGCAAUUCUUUCAUUUUAUUUAGAAAUAAAAAUUCAUUGGUUCUCACACAUUGUCUAUUUUAUGGAGUUUAAAUUAAACGUGAAAAAUGA